AUGCCUUCGAAAGAUCGUGAUGAAGAUGUUGAGUCUGGUGCGGACGAGCCACCGCGUGAAAAGCAUCGAAGAUCCUCCAAGUCGGACCGAAAACCCGACCGAGACAAAGACCGCGAGCAUCGUCACCGCUCUUCCAAGGCCUCCUCUUCGCGCAGUAAGCUUGGCGUUGAUGGUAGUGAGGCAUCCGCAAGGCGGCAUCGAAAGAGGGACAAGGACAAAGACCGUGAUGGGGAAACUGGCAAGGACAGAGAUAGGGACCACGGCGAGUCGCGGGACAACAACGGCUCCAUGAGCGACUUGACAGCCGGAGUGUCCAAGGUUUCCCUCGACAGGCAGCGCAUCUCCCUGCCUUAUCCGACCUUCAGCAAGGCCCACAGCAAAGAAUCGGUCAUGAGUCGUGAAGAUUUGCGCUCUCAACCGCAAUCGAUCCCACUGACUCCUGAGCCUACCGACCUUGGCGACCAGGAAAAGAGACGGAAAUCAUCUGAGCUCCAUCGAAAUCCAUCCAGGUCGAAAAGGGGCUCCGGGCCGCCUACCCCUCCGGAAACAGAUAUUUCCCCUGGCAGAAGAAGAAGUUCAGAGUACAACGACUGCAAGAACUCUGACGUGUUGGGUCGACCGAAAUACACAGAGUCGGGGGUAUCCAGAUCGACAUCGCGUCAUGACGACGCAUCGAAACUGAGCAGGCGGUCUGGUUCAUCAAGUCAAGCAACGUUUGUCAAGGCAAGGGCAAGGGAGCAUUCGUCUCACGACAAACUACGGCCCUCUGCUUCUGUUCGAUCAUCCUCGUCAAGACAUUCGGUAAAGCGAUCGGGAUCAACACGAAGCAGUUCAAAGACAUUGGAAGCGAGGGAGGAGGGUUCUUCACCGUCCAGCGUUCAGGAUUCAUCCCCACAAACCCCGACCCAGCCUGCCAACUUCUCUUCUCAGCUGCCUCACGGAACAAAAUAUCGAGCUUCUCCAGACUUUGAAGGCCAAGAAUCUGUUUUUCCCUCCAAAACGGCAACCCCAGUCUCCAUGGCUUGCCCUCCUCCUCCUCCUCCGCCACCACCAGCCGUAGACAUACACGAUAUACCUCGAGUGGACUACUUGUUGCAGAACGGCGGUCUUCCGUACCCUGUUACUCGUCACUUCCUUUCCGUCCUGCCCCUUCUGAACGGAUCUCGCGCCUCGAACCCUCCCCUGACUGGCGCAGACUGUCUGUUUGGCCCAUUCUCCAAUCUUCUCGACCAAUACUCAAAUGUCCUCAACAAGCAAGGUUCUAUUGCAGUUGCAACAGGGCAUAGGUCAGUAGCGCGGCGCUUGUUGGAUAGAUUGGAAAACGUCUUCUCAAGGGACCUCCCCCCUCAUGGCUGUACAUGCGUCAUGUGCGAUCAAUCUCACGAAAUACACAAGGGACUGACUUGGGGAGACGUUCUCGAGUGGGUGAGCGGGCGCAUCGAACUUCCUUCCUGGCCACCGUUCGAUUUGGCCGAAAUUGGCACAAAAGCUGCCGAAGUGUCUGCAGAGGCGCCUCCACGACCUGCUUCCCCCGUAAAAAUGGACCCGGAUAUUGCGGAGGAGUUCAGAGAGCACUACCUCCGACAAUCAAUAAAGGUUAGAUCCGCCGUCGAUAAAUGGCUCAACAAGACCGGCGAAACCCCUGCUCCUCCUCCGCAGGAUGUUGACGAUGAGACUCUCGCCUUCGCCAUUCUGACCAACAUGGGGGCGGAAGACCGACCUUUCUUUAACGCGCUCUUGUCCGGGUCCAGGGAACUCAAGUCAGCAACACGAGCGCCGACACCUGGGCAUCGGCCACGAAAUGACUUUAUUGUCAAGUCAGGGCUAUCGCUCCAGCGACUUUACCGUUUACAGCAAGUCCCAAGAGACGCAGAAUGCGCGAGCUACCUCGUCAAAAAUCCCCACACGCACGACUUGCUAGUCACCAUAUCAAACAUCAACAACUCGGAGUGGGAAAUCCUCACUUCUGGUCGGUUCGACGGGUUUCUCUGGUCCGGGGCAGACGUUGACGAAGCAAUGUCUGGUCUUGAAUCUCGAGGCGAGACGCCACUUGGUCACCGAUCUUCAGUCAGCCCCUUGCCAAGGGGAUCGUCCGCCAUGGGCUCGAGGAAUGCGACUCCCUUCUCGCCAUAUUCCCGUGGCGCUACACCGGCUUCAUUUAUCAGCCUCGCAUCGUCAGGUGCCCACGCAACCAACAGACAGCCUGUGUCGAAUGACGAAGAAAUGGAAAUGGCGGCCAUUGCAGAGAUAGAACGCGAGAUCUAUGCGGGCAUGGAGAGCCUGGAGGAUGCCUUUGAGAAACUGCACCAGAAAGCCGAGGUGGUAAGAACGGCUUUGCGACAGCGGGGUGCCGGUUUGAUGCAGAACCUGCAAAACCGUCGGCGCAUCGAUGUUCUCUCCACCCCUGGUUCAGGAAACUCUCAGCAGUCGGGGUAUGAAAGACCCGCUUGGGCUACAGGGAGUGAUGCCGAGGGUGCUAGCGACGAGGAUUGGUGCUUGGACGACGUUGACAUCAUGCCCGACGACUCGGCCAGUAAUAUCAGCAGCUCAAGGCAUCGACGCCCCAAGCGACGCACGGAGCGACGCACUCCUGCACCUAUCGAGGAGGAUGACGAGGAAUAA
Ustilaginoidea virens is the source of this 2622-nucleotide messenger RNA. RefSeq lists its product as uncharacterized. Gene Ontology annotation, molecular function: DNA binding. The coding region runs from base 1 to 2622 and encodes 873 amino acids. Gene Ontology annotation, cellular component: nucleus. NCBI's taxonomy places the organism in Eukaryota, Fungi, Ascomycota, Sordariomycetes, Hypocreales, Clavicipitaceae. The transcript has a single exon. The record is from RefSeq and is a predicted model, not a curated record.